AUGAUUAUGAAAAUCAUUUUUCAGGCUAUUCUACUAGCGGAUAUUCUACCAGCAUUAAUUAUUAAAGUAACAGCUCCAUUUUUUAUGCACAAAAUCUUAUAUAAUAUUCGUUUUGUUCUGAUUGUAUUAUUUGCUGCUAGUGCUUUGAUCGUUGUUGGUACUUCAAAUGUAGUUGCUUUUAGUUUAUUCGGUGUUGUUUGUGCAAGCAUCAGUUCAGGUUUUGGUGAAAUUACAAUGUUGCAAUUAACAUCUUUUUAUUCAAAAUAUACAGUCAGUGCAUGGUCAAGUGGUACAGGUGCUGCUGGUUUACUUGGUGCUCUUUCAUAUGCAGGACUAACAAGUCUACUUAAAUUAAGUCCUAAAACUGCUAUUCUUAUUUUACUCUUCAUACCUGUUAUUCAAGUUAUCAGUUACAUAAUGGUCGGAGCUAGUCAAGCUGCUGCAAGACAUCGUCAAUAUCAACAAAUAAGUGAACAUACUAAUCCAGAUGGCAAUGAUGGUAAUGAAAAGAUAAUAAAUGUAAAUCCAACAUGGAAAACUUUUGGUGAUCGUCUUACACUAGUCAAAGUAUACAAUUAA
Rotaria sp. Silwood2 is the source of this 579-nucleotide messenger RNA. The record is from the annotation of a GenBank genome assembly. Lineage: Eukaryota; Metazoa; Rotifera; Eurotatoria; Philodinida; Philodinidae.